GCACCUUGUUCGUGAGCGGCCUGCCGAUGGACGCCAAGCCGAGGGAGCUGUACCUGCUCUUCAGAGCGUACGAGGGGUACGAGGGGUCCCUGCUGAAAGUCACGAGUAAAAAUGGGAAAACAGCGUCGCCGGUGGGGUUCGUGACUUUUCACACGAGGGCCGGCGCGGAAGCGGCGAAACAGGACCUUCAGCAGGGGGUUAGAUUCGAUCCUGAUAUGCCACAAACCAUACGUUUGGAAUUUGCAAAAAGUAACACAAAGGUUAGCAAACCCAAGCAACCAGCCGCUGCAGCAGCCACCUCGCACCCUGCUCUGAUGCACCCUCUAACUGGACAUCUAGGGAACCCAUUCUUCCCUGGUGGUCCUGAAUUGUGGCACCAUCCACUGGCGUACUCAACGGCUGGAGAAUUGCCGGGCGCACUGCAACAUGCGACGCUGGUCCAUCCGGCGUUACAUCCUCAGGUCCCCGCGCCCAUGUCUCUACCGCAUCCGACGACGCUGACGUCGAUACACGCGUCGCUGCCCCAUUUCUUACCCUCGCCGGCACUGGCAUCGCCGGUGGGCUCGCCCUCGUCACAGCCGAACAUAGCCGUCAGCAAUGCACCGUGUUCCACCCUCUUUGUGGCGAACCUGGGCCAGUUCGUUUCUGAGCACGAACUCAAGGACAUCUUUGGCAGUUUUCCUGGUUUCUCCCGGCUUCGUAUGCACACGGGGGGAGGGUCGCCGGUGGCCUUUGUCGAAUACCAAGACGUUCGCUACGCGGCCCAGGCGAUGGCCACUCUCCAAGGAUCCUUACUCCUCUCCUCCGACCGGGGAGCGAUACGAAUCGAAUAUGCAAAGUCAAAAAUGGCCGAGGUGGGCUUUACAAAUCUCUGGAUCGAAGAAUUAAAACAUUUACGAAACGCCAUCAUCCCAGCUGGCAUCAUUAAGGGUUUAACAAUAAGACGCACUGAUACUCAUCUUAGACCCCUAAUGAUGGCAGCUGCGAUGAUGGCGUUUCAUCGGGAUAUAAUUCCUAGGGGACACGGCUUAUACCCGAAAGCCUCGAUUCAGUUAUUACUGCCACUCGUCGGUUCUAAAAGAAACGCAGAUGCGAAAAAUGAUAGUUAUAGAACCAAUAUAGAACCGAUAUUCCAAUAUGGCCCAUAUGGCUGCAAUAUAGCUCAGAACCAAUGCACCUAA
Molecule: messenger RNA, 1181 nt
Organism: Nomia melanderi (Alkali bee)
Lineage: Eukaryota; Metazoa; Arthropoda; Insecta; Hymenoptera; Halictidae
Source: RefSeq, a predicted model, not a curated record